Messenger RNA from Tarenaya hassleriana, 2278 nucleotides. RefSeq names its product tip elongation aberrant protein 1-like. NCBI's taxonomy places the organism in Eukaryota, Viridiplantae, Streptophyta, Magnoliopsida, Brassicales, Cleomaceae. The coding region runs from base 167 to 1954 and encodes 595 amino acids. Gene Ontology annotation, molecular function: protein binding. The record is from RefSeq and is a predicted model, not a curated record. The transcript is spliced from 11 exons.
AAAAAAACCUAAGGAAAAAGAAGCUCUUUGUCCUCUGUGUCGCCAUACAACAAUAUUACGAUUUUCUUCUUCUUCUUCAGUUUUGUUCUAUUUUGUAAUCUUCUUGCCAAACCCCUCUCAUUUUCCCGCACUUUCCCACCCACAGGGAGGAAAAUUCCCCAGGAAAAUGAGGUGGGAAAGGGUCCGACAACAAUACCCACAAAUGGGUCUCGGUUCGGGGCCCGGAAAAGGGUGGGGACACACUUGUAACGCCAUUAAAGGAGGCAGGUUUCUCUAUAUCUUCGGUGGUUAUGGCAGAGACAACUGCCAAACCAAUCAAGUGCAUGUCUUCGACACUGCAAAGCAGACAUGGACUCAGCCAUCGAUCAAAGGCACGCCUCCCCCUCCGAGGGAUAGCCACAGUUGCACAACCGUGGGUGACAAUCUCUUUGUAUUUGGUGGUACUGAUGGGACAAACCCUCUGAAGGAUUUGUACAUACUUGAUACUUCUUCACAUACUUGGAUAUGUCCGAAUGUUAGAGGUGAGGGUCCCGAGGCAAGAGAGGGUCAUGGUGCAACGCUGGUUGGCAAACGACUUUUCAUAUUUGGUGGAUGUGGCAGAUCUCCUGAUACCAAUGAUGAAGUGUAUUACAAUGAUCUUUACAUAUUGAACACAGAGACUUUUGUGUGGAAACGCUCUGUAACAACCGGGACACCGCCGUCUGCACGUGAUAGCCACACUUGCUCAUCCUGGAAAAACAAACUCAUUGUUCUCGGUGGUGAAGAUGGGCAAGAUUAUUAUUUGUCUGAUGUCCACAUACUUGACGCAGAUACAUUCGUAUGGAAGGAGCUGCAUACUUCCGGCCAGUUGUUGACACCUCGAGCUGGUCAUGCCACUGUUGCAUUUGACAGGAACCUGUUUGUGUUUGGAGGUUUCACCGAUGCCCAGAAUCUUUAUGAUGAUCUCUAUGUUCUAGAUCUCGAUACGUGUGUAUGGUCUAGGGUUCUUACAAUGAGCGAAGGACCUUCCGCAAGGUUCUCUGCUUCAGGGGACUGUUUAGAUCCUCAGAAGUCCGGUGUGCUUGUCUUCAUAGGUGGCUGCAAUAAGAACCUUGAGGCAUUGGAUGACAUGUACUAUUUAUACACAGGACUUGGACGUGAUGGGAUAGAUGAUCAGAGUCAAGGGAGGUUGUCGUUAAAGAAGCAACUGAAGCUAAAAUGUCAAGAACAAACUCUUGCUAAUUCCUUGUACGAUAAAGCUCUGGUCACGAUCAAUAUGGAUCAAGGGAGAGACGAUUUUCUUUUGGACCAGGGCCAGCUUACUCAAGGAAAGAUGACGUUUCAAGCAAGGGUUGCCGAGAGUUUCCCUCUUGGAUAUACUAUAGAAACUAUCAUUGAUGGAAAGGCCCUUCGGGGUUUUCUAUUUUCAAACAGGCAGAGCUCUGAUCUGAUGGCUGAUCACAGCUUUAGUAGGAAGAGGGCUGCUAUGUGGAAUGGUGAUCAAGAAAAUAGAUCGAAGACUUCAAUAAUUCUGAGCAAUGGUUCGAUGGCUAACCGAAGACAAGAUGAUGCAAUCAGUUCGAAGGAUUCUCCAUCAGAUGGCAUGGACACGGGCAUUGAUCCUUCCGGAUCUAAGAAGGUUUCUCCCUCACGUGGUACGGAAACGGUACCCAUAAACCCACUUGAUGUUAGUAUAAACACCUCAUUUCCACAUGCAACAGAACCUCCUGUUACACCAGAUGCGGAAAAUCAAGUAGGGGGAGGUGCUUCUCAACUCGAAAUGGGCCCUGCUGUGAACACAGAACCGAGUUCAGUUCCUCUGAACUUAAACAAUGACCAGACGAACAAAGUAUCAGAAUCUGGAAAUAAGGUUUCCAAAGAUGUUGGAGCUGCUGCCAUGUCUGAACCUGCAGACCAAUCUUCUCAAAACCAAGAUGAGAGAUUGGCACCAAUGGAAGAAGUGAAAACAGAGUAGCCAUGACGAUGAACAGCGACAAGAACAGUGUCAGCGUUUAACGGUAGCAUCAGAAAGGCGAAAAGCUCGCUCUUUUUUCUUUGGUACAUUUGAGGGAAAUAGGAUCGGGUAACGUAGAAGCAAGUUAGAAGCUUGUGCAUAAGGAACUCUUUACAGGAAAUAGACUAGCUGAUUGAUGAACAAAACACAAGUCAUUUUCUGAAGAUCUUUGAAGCUUGUGCACUCUUGCAGUCUAUUUUUUUUUGGAGAUGCAGGGUUAUUUGGGAUGAGCACAUGAUGUCUCUUUCCAUUACAAAAAAACAAAGAAGUGGUUUUCAAUUACUA